CGUUCCACCUGGCUCGGGGGUUUCCAUGGAAACAGUGUGGAGUGACAACAUGCAGGCAGCGUGUGAGUGGGCACUGGGAGGUGUGGGGAGGAGCCAGUUCCCCCACUGCAGCAUCCGAAGAGCGGGGAUCUCUCUUUCACACACACAAACACACACACAACUGAACAUCCUCCUUACUGCAAUCAAAGCCCCUCUGGACCGAGUGUGUGCCCCCCCGCUAGGAAUCCUCAGUGUCUUAAUCAGCCAGUGUUUUGUCCAUCUCUGGUGAAUCUCAAGCCAAAAUGUCUUCUAAGCUGCCUUCAGGCAAACCCACGUCCCCUUUCAGGAAGAGAGGCAGCCUGCAGUACACAGCCAGUGGGGUAGAUCUCCGUGUUGGCCGACACCUCCUCACGUCCCAGUAUUCUUUGCCUGGCAACCCUGUAACCAAGCACGGCCACGUUGACCUGCGCACUUCCAUGGAUGGCAAAUACAAAGAGAUUGCAGAGGAGCUGUUCUCGCGCAGCCUCGCGGAGAGUGAGAUGCGGAGUGCUCCAUAUGAGUUCCCUGAGGAGAGCCCUAUUGAGCAGCUGGAGGAGAGGCGGCACCGGCUGGAGCGGCAAAUCAGCCAGGAUAUCAAGUACUACAUCCUAUCAUUCAUCAUGAAACUCGACCAUUGACAGUAGUGCCUAAAAUACACAAGCUUUCUGACUUUUUCUCAGUAAUAUUAAACAUAUCCAUGAUUAUAACCAUGUUUAUAACCUCGUAACCUUCAAAGUUCCUAAAGCCAGAUGGCCAACAAAUUUUUAAUGUCGAAGUAAAGCUAAUGCUAGUAAAGUAGUAAAGCUAGUCAACCAACAGAUGUACUAUUGUUACACAGGACGCAACAAAAUAUUAUAGAAACCAUUAAAAUCAGUGAUGCUGUCUACACUGGAUACGAC
Sinocyclocheilus rhinocerous is the source of this 917-nucleotide messenger RNA. Its product is annotated as AMP deaminase 2-like. The coding region runs from base 282 to 656 and encodes 124 amino acids. The record is from RefSeq and is a predicted model, not a curated record. The transcript has 3 exons. NCBI's taxonomy places the organism in Eukaryota, Metazoa, Chordata, Actinopteri, Cypriniformes, Cyprinidae.